CCAGUAGAGAUUUCAGAAAAAACGUGGAUGCGAUCAAGCUGAGAUGUCCGCUUCUCUGAGACUAUUUACCAUACACAAUCUGAUUAGUCUCCCUACACCAAUCGGCUUACCUCCAGGAAAUCUUCCAUUGAUCGGUUCGAAUUUCGCAACCGCCGUCGCCGGAGGAUCGGACAUGGCAGUUAAUUCCGUUCGAGUCGCCGCCGCUCAAAUGACCUCCAUAAACGACCUCUCUUCCAACUUCGCCAUCUGUUCUCGCCUCGUCAAAGAAGCAGUUUCAGCUGGAGCAAAACUGAUAUGCUUCCCUGAAGAUUUUUCUUUUAUGCCUGCCAAAGAUGGGGAAGGUCUAAAGAUUGCGGAGCCUUUAGACGGACCAAUUAUGAAUCAAUACUGCUCCGUAGCGAGAGAAUCUAGCAUAUGGCUAUCACUUGGAGGCUUCCAAGAAAAGGGACCUGAUGAUGAACAUUUCUACAAUACACAUGUCGUAAUUGAUGAGACUGGAAUUAUCAGAAGCACUUAUAGGAAAAUACAUCUGUUCGAUGUUGACGUUCCUGGUGGAAGGGUAUAUAAAGAAAGCAACUACACAAAGGCAGGAGAAGAUGUUGUGGCGGUCGACAGUCCUAUCGGACGCCUUGGUCUGACUGUAUGCUAUGAUUUGAGAUUUCCUGAGCUUUACCAGCAGUUGAGAUUCCAACAUAACGCUCAGGUUUUAUUGGUUCCUUCAGCUUUUACAAAAGUAACUGGGGAGGCACAUUGGGAAAUUCUUCUUCGUUCUCGUGCAAUUGAGAAUCAAUGCUAUGUCAUAGCUGCUGCUCAAGCAGGAAAACAUAAUGAGAAAAGAGAGAGUUAUGGUGACUCUUUAAUCAUUGACCCAUGGGGAAAAAUAGUUGGUCGAUUAUCUGAUCGAUUAGCCACGGGAAUUGCUGUAGCAGACAUUGAUUUUGACUUGAUUGAGUCGGUGAGAUUAAAGCUUCCAAUUGCCCAGCAACGGAAGCCCUUUGACUUUUGGAAACCAACGACUCUAUGACUCCAACGAUUCUCAGCUGUUAUCCACCAUAUUAUAAAGUCAGUAAGAGCUUCUGCUAAUCUGUGUGUGGACAAGUUUUAUCUUAUUUAAGUUAUCAGACUUCUAACAUUGUUUCUAUUUAUUUCUUAAUCUUUGGAGAUGAAUUUGAUCCUUAAGUUACUCUACUUUUAAACAGACUUUUCUUUUUCUUGUACAAGUGGAGGUGAGUGGAUAGGAUACAUUAAACUUGUAGACAUUUGAGCCAUCACUAGUAAGAGAUGGUACUUUAUGGAGUUUUAAUUUGUGAGAUA
Messenger RNA from Momordica charantia (bitter melon), 1314 nucleotides. RefSeq names its product Nitrilase/cyanide hydratase and apolipoprotein N-acyltransferase family protein. NCBI's taxonomy places the organism in Eukaryota, Viridiplantae, Streptophyta, Magnoliopsida, Cucurbitales, Cucurbitaceae. The record is from RefSeq and is a predicted model, not a curated record. Gene Ontology annotation, molecular function: hydrolase activity, acting on carbon-nitrogen (but not peptide) bonds, in linear amides.